AUGGCGAGGCCGGCACCUGCGGGGGAGAGGCGGGGAGGGGACGACGACGCGGCCACCCGUGCGGCCGCGGAGCGAAGACUCACUCGCGACCUGCUCGCGGAAUGGCGGCUCCCCGAAAGAGCGCUGCGCCUGCCCGCACGGGGUUUCCACCCGCGCCGGAAGAGGGGCGGGCGGCGCGGCGGGACUACGGCUCCCGGCGCGCCCCGCAGUCACCAGCAGCGCUGGGGCAUGCCGGGAGCUGUAGUCCCGGCCGAGGGGCGCCAUGGGAGUGUAUCACCUGAUGCUAUUUUAACAAUUUCAGCUCUUCUUCUAGGUUUUGAUCUGAGGCAGUUGUUGAACAAAGGAGGAAAGAGGUUUAGGCUUUGUGUGAGAAAGGUGCUAGGUUGCUAUGCCAAACCAUCGCGUGGGAGCAGAGGAACAUUCUGUCUUCUCUCCCACUCUUCUUUGAGAAGGACAGGAGAUUUCUGCAGUGUACGAACAUAUUAAUUGACAGAAACUGAGAAGGUGGGUUGCGCUGAGCAAGGACCAUCUGAGGAGUGUUACAUUAUAUACAGUAAUGCAUUUGACAAGAUAAUAGAGUACAUUACUGCAUACAAGAAUACCCUGACUUAAGUCAAACAGGAAUAUGAGGCAUUUAUUGCCAGAAUCAAGAAUGGCCAAAGGAGUGCAUAUUUUCUUCAUGGGAGAUUAACUCUGGAAUCUGAGUCCACAACUCUAUUGUACUAUAGGAAAAGAGCAAGGGAGCUUGAAGACAGUAAAAUAAAGGCUAUUCAGAAGAAUUCUGCAAAAAUUAAAAAUGUAAUAUCGGAAAUUCAUAAUGUAAGAAAGGUACUCUCUGAAACCUUUGGCAGCCCAGAGAAAACAGCACAUCCUCUUAAGCCCAUCCCAGGUAUGAGUUUAGAAGGAUCAAUCAGCUUGGAUUCUCUUUCUAAACAUCAGUUAGACAGACGGGUGCUGGAAUUGAAAAAAGAAAGGGGAAAAAAGUAUAUCCCUCGGCAAAAAAAGACUAAGUUAGAACAAGAACUCCUGCACUUACUGAUUUUCUUUUUUCUCUUACGGAUUGAGGUUCCAUACAUUGAUCAAUUAUUAAUUUUCGGUGACUUACUUCCAAGUGGUCAGCAUGAUGCUGCAGCAACUUACGCAGUAAACUCUCCUAGGGGAAUUCUUUGUAAGGAAGAAGCUCUGAAGAUAGUGAAAGAUACUUUUCUGGGUGCCCAGCCAAUGACUUUUGUUUUCGUCCCCAUAGCUGUUAGCUGCCUUAAAGGAAGAAAUAUCCCUUUGCUGAAGUAUUUUGACACUCUGAUAAACUCAAGUACUGCAGCUGGACACCCUCCAAAUUCAGCCAUAACUCUGGAAGCAAUCAAAUGUGCAUUGUCUGAAAAGCAAUGAAAUCUAUUAACACACUGGGUUAAACAGCAAAGGUAUUUAACCUUUUCUGAGGCAGUAGGAGAUAUUAUUUAUGACUAUGGGAAAGUGGAACCAAGCGACAAGUCAAAAUGCCUGGCUUUGGCUGAGGUCGCAUAUGGUCAGUCUGGGGCACACAGAAAAGUUGCUCUGUGCCUAUGUGAACAGCACCAAAUUUCUGGAGCAAUGGAUUAUAUUCAGCAACUGGAGCAUUUUUCUUCAGCUUUUCCACAGUGUUCAGCAAAAUCGGUCAAGAUCAUUGUGGGUUUUUAUGGUGAGGAAAGGGAGAGUCUUAGGAUUUAUAAUCCAUCUGGAAAAACCGUGAAUGAUUUGUGCAGUAUGCCUAUUAUGGAUAGUACAAAGCUCAUUAGGGCAAAUGCAGGAUCUUUAAAUGCGGUUGGUUUUUUCUUAGAUGCAUUUGAACACAUUAUUAUAAAUUAUACCGUCUGUACUUUGGAAGACUGGAAUAAGAUAGCAGUUGCUUGUGCAGAAAAUAAGCAUGAAAAGUUAUCUCAGAAAAUCGUGUUGAUUCUCACCUCACAGGAUGGAGUGUUUGAAAAUUCGCCACUUGAUGAAAAAGAUGGAAGGUUAAUGGAACAUAUUUUCUGGUAGUUUUUCUGUGUAACAACAGAGGGAGCUCUUACAGCAGUCAAGCGAAGAAUCCUUUUCACUCUGUAUGAACCGUAGUAAACACUAAGCAUGCAGAAACAGUGCUGAGAAUAAUUUUACCAUUGAAGCCUGAGCCUGAUGGAAAACUACCAGACAAGACUCUUAACAAGCAGCAGCAAUGAACUAUGUAAACAUUUUCUUGUGAGACAGGUAUGUAAGCACAUGGUAAUCUUUUAAUGGAGCUUAUCUUCGAGAAUGGCAUGCAAAGCCACUAUGAGAUAAAGAGGCACAGGAUGCCUCAAGACUACACAGGUGUCCCUGAAACCCAUCCAAGGAUUAUGAUGCGCAUGUGGAGAUGGGUGGUUACUUAUAUUAAUGAGUUCUUGGAAAAGUCAUGAACAAGCUAAUUAUUUUGUGAAUAUGUAUGUAUAACUUGCAUAUAAAUUGUGUAACUGACUUGACGCGGCGUGCAUAUUAGGAGGAGCGAUCCCCUGUGCGCCCAGCACUGCAAUAAAGAAUACCUACUUAAUAGCCAUCCUGACUAUUGAGUCCUGAUUUUGGCUUUUCACGGCAACACCAUCAAAUAUCAGUUAUUUGUCCCUUUUAAUAUGUCCCUGUGAGAAUGUGUGCAUGUUUGUAUUUUGUUUAACUGAAAAUGUAUUCUCAGUGUAGAAGAUAGAUAGUUGGUGUGUGGUACCCUGGAAUGGUACAGUGUGGUAAUGGUAUGCAUAUACUUCCCAUCCUGUUCUCAGCUUCAGUACAUCAUGCCUGUCCUUUAGUAUAGUGCUGGAGGCAGAUACUGCACAGGGUUUAGAAUCAGCAUGGGUAGGGGAAGCUGCUCUGAGCGGAUCAUCAUUCUGAGGGAGCUGGACAAAGGGCAUUGUGCAGUGUAGAUGUACCCUGAUGCCUUGGUCUUUUGGUUUUGUUUUGGUUUUUUUGUUCCAGGCCAUCGCUGGAGUCAUAGUACAAGUUAGAUUAUCAUGGUAAUCUAACAAAUCCUGCCAAAAUACAACAAAUGUCUGCUUAGAACAAAUUUAGGCUUCAGUUACAUGCAUCCACCUGCUCUUUGGAUUGCUGUGGGAAUUGUGUGUUUUGAGGACCAUAUUACACUGUAAGAGCUAGUACAGGAACUUAGCUUACACUGAUUAUCAAGAGAUGGGUAAUUCAGUCUUAGGGAAAGGAAGAUGUCCAACUGCAGUCAUACAUCAGCAGAUUCACUAGGUGCAUGUUGGCAGAGCCUCUUCUUAGCUCUCAGCCCACAACCAGUAAAAACAUGAAGAAUACUGAAUGUUAUUUACUGUUGUCACUGUGCUACCUGUUCCGAAAUAACAGAUAUCUCUAUAAUUAAGCUAGAUAUAACUACUGAUGGUUUGUUUCAAUUUUAAGACAUUUUGGCACUUUUUAAAGGCUGCUGGGCCAUAUUGAUUGUUCGGAUAAAUCUGCAGAGUUAGGAUUCAGAAGAGAACUUUCUUUAAAAGAGAAGAAUUGCAAGUCUACAGAUAUUCUAAGUAUUGUGUGGAUGAGCAACAGGGAAAGGUAUGCA
Molecule: messenger RNA, 3556 nt
Organism: Harpia harpyja (harpy eagle)
Lineage: Eukaryota; Metazoa; Chordata; Aves; Accipitriformes; Accipitridae
Gene: CLHC1
Product: clathrin heavy chain linker domain containing 1
Source: RefSeq, a predicted model, not a curated record